AUCGAUCUCAUCCAACAAUAGACUACAGCAUAAAUAUCCCCCCUUUAACACAGCUCUUGAAUUAUCAUAUAGCCAGGCAAGCGCGCGUUAAAUGCUAGUUACAUGUAUUAUAUAUAAUGCGAUGUAAAGGAUGGGUACGGAAUACUGUUACAUAUUAACAUUUAAAUGUUUUACUGGUUUUAUUUUCUAUUGAUUUGCAGCCAUUAAUCCUGUGAGUCAACACGGUUUUCCUCUGUUAUAAAACCUAUGACUUCUAAGAAUACUUAGACAUAUACAACGCCGGUUGUUGUUACAUGACCUAUAUAUUAGUAUGUACUUCAUAGUGAUGGUGAUAACCUCGCGUUUAGGGGCGUCGAUUGUUUUGUGAAAUGAACAGGAAUACUAUCUCGGGUGAAGAAAUACACCUUGUGGAGGAAGACAUGGGCACUUCAUUUGGAGAUCAUGAAUUAUCUUUCUAUUUUGAUGCGACGACAACAAAAGCGGUAGCAUUGAAGGAUGGGACACGAUAUAUUAUUCCUAUUCAUCUAGAAGUGGAGGACACGCCCACUGUUGUGUUUCUGUUUGUCAUAUCAGCCAUCGGCGUGAUCGGUAAUCUGAUAACAAUCGGAAUUAUAAUUCAUGUGAAACACUUCCACAAGCCUACAUUCAUGGUCAUAGGAACGCUUGCAGUUGCGGACUUUUUGUCUUUGCUACAAUACGUAUGCCAUUUGAUGGUAGCGAGUAUCGAUAUGACGUUAGCAAAUGAUUACGGCAAACUUUUUAUGACGCUGGUUUAUAUCACAGCGCAUGCGUCGGCUGCUCACGUGGUGUUGUUGCUUGGACUACGUUACUACCUGAUCGCAAUGCCCCUCCAGGCGAGAACCGUGGGGACACGCAAUGUUAUAUCAGCGUCUAUUCUGAUGUGGAUUUUUAGUGUGAUAUUCGGUCUUGCGUAUUAUUUAGCCAGAUUCCAAGUGGAUGAAAAAUACGUAGGGGUUGUUGUUCUGCUAUUCAGAGGUUAUCUUAUCUUGGUUCCGUGUACAUUUAUGACUGUGCUUCAUACACGAAAGAUAUAUAAUCUGAAGAGAUCCGUCAGCUCGUAUCGAAUCAGCAAAGAAAUUAAACGGAUGUCUACGAUGAUUCUUAUCAUUAUUAUGAUCUACAUUGUUUCAGCCAUUAUUUUCCCUAUUACUUUCGCGUUGAACUUUUUUCAAGUGCACAGUGAGCGUGACAGUAAGAUGAUACAGAUUUGUGGUCGUAUCACGUGGCUCAUUAACCUUUCCAUUAACCCUAUCAUUUAUUUCAUCUACAGCCCAAAGGUGAGACGUCGCAUCUCUUUGAUCUGGCGCCCAAAAGACACGAAGUAUCGGCUGUCUAAAAGUUCGACAACCAUUGUACGAACCAGUGUAAUCUGAAUACAAAUUAUUGUGUAAUCCCGUGAGGAUACGGGCUAGAAUAGGUCAUUAGCACCCCUUGCUUGUCGUACGAGGCGACUAAAUGGAACGGUCCUUUGGAUGAGAUCGCAAAAAGCGAGGCCCUGUGUCACAGCAGGUGCGGGACGGUAAAGACCCUUCCAUGCUCGAAGACCGUUUAAGCGCCGAGCAUAGCCCUAAAUUUUGCAGCCCUUCACCGACAAUGGUGACGUCUUCAUAUGAGUGAAAAAUUAUCGAACAGGACGUUAAACAAUAUACAAUCAAUGACAUUAUUGUUUAUCUGAUCAUUCAUUAGUCCAGACGGGAAUUAAUUACCAUUCACUAUAUUGCUUACUUUACGAUGGAUAUCAUCAUCAAUUAAUGAAUUGGAUUAGUCGGUAUGACACAAAUGCCCUCGUUGACAUUAAAGUUUGAAAUAUUUGAAAGUCUAUAAAUGUGAAAAUAGCAUCGGAUGCAAAUGAAAGAAAAUAGAAUUAAUAUCACGUGGUUAAAUAUGUAGUGAUGAGAAUUGAAUUUCAUUAGAUUUCAAAGACAUGUGUCCUAAGGCUACAUGUAGCAUCUCUCAGGUAUUGUUAUCAAAGGAUACUCGUGUUUGCAGCGCCAUGUGUGUGUGUGUGUGUGUGCGCACGAUACUAAUGACUAACUUAAAGACAUAUUAUCGGUGUUUUGGAUAGAGAAAAUACACAUUGACUAAUCAGAGAAACUCUUUUGCUGGUUCCCAUUUGGGUGUUUCCCUUUCAGUCUCGUCAACCAAGAGUUCAUAUGAACGUUUAAUCCAUCAAUAAAAACUUACAAGAUAUGAAACUGCUUUGAUUGUGCGGAAAGUAGUUUUUCCACAAGUUGUUCUUCAAACGGAUAGGCAGACGAAGGCUCACCUAAUCAGCUUGGCUGUUUUAUUGCAGGAGAAAAUUUAAGGAGAUACACUUCUCCUAUUAUUAUAGAUUGGCUCAUUAGGUAGAGAACUUUCAAAACUGUCGUUAGAUCCAUCAAUUUGGGCAUAUUCAUCUUUAUUAUUUGAAAUGACUUCCGAUUUGUCGAAAUCUCAUGAAGUUUCUGCAACUCUGACAGUUAAAAUUCUCAAAUCACAAAAAAAAAAAAAAAAAAAAAAAAAAAAAAUGGGGGAAGAAGAAAAAAAAAACCCUGUAACAAUGUAAUCAGUAUCAGGUAACUUCACAUCUACUCCAAUAGGAACUACAUUUUGUGGCGGAAGAAUUGUUUAAUCAAAAAGAUUCUAAAUCUGCAUUAUUUUACAGGUUCCGGUUUAUAUCGUCAAUUUUUAUACCCCUAUACUUGUAUUUCAAUUUUAUAAUUUAUGAUACAAGUAGUUGAGACUAGGAACUAAUUCAGAUGUUGUAAUUAUUUAAUUUGAUUUAAAAAAAAGAAAAGAAUAGGCCCUCAGACCAAUAUCCCUUGUUUGUCGAAAGAGACAACUAAAUGGGGCGGUCCUUUGGAUGAGACCGCAAAAACCGAAGCCCCAUGUCACUGCUCAGAGGCCGUAAGCGUCGAGCAUAGACAUAUAUUAUGCAAUUCUUCACCGACAGUGGUGACGUCUCCAUAUCAGUGAAAAAUGCUCGAGAGGGAUGUUAGGGACCGGUCAAUAUUUAUGGGGGAUUGGGUUGGGACCGGUGCAUUCCAUAUAUUUUCAUUUAAAAAGAAACCUCUAUGCUUUAUCUUCUAAGAAUACAAAAAAAGUUCCUGUCCUAUAUCAGACGUGUAAUAAAAAUGUGUGUAGCCUAUCUAUUAAAGCAAUAUAUUUGCAUGAUUAAACAUUUUUACUUCAUUUUAAAAUUCUCUGGGGUUCUUCAUAAUUAUCACUUUAAAACAUUUUAUAUCAGUUGAGGGAUUCAAGUUCACUUUGCCAUGUUUGUUCGGUGAUUUUCUAGUGAAGUUACAAAUCUCAUUAUUUUCAUCUUUUUUCCCCUUAAAUUGUUGUGCUACAUUUUGCUUAUUAUUUUUUUUUUACCGAAUUGUUGUCUCAUGUACUUACAAGUAUGUUUCACAUCUCGGUAUUCUCUAUGAAAGGCAGUCAAAAUCAGUGUGCCAAGAACGGCCUAACAAUCGGUAUGAAACAUGUCAGACAGCAUUUGAUCCAAUGAUAGGUUGUAUUGGCAAACUAUCAAAUUAUUCGGCCUAACAAUCGGUAUGAAACAUGUCAGACAGCAUUUGACCCAAUGAUAGGUUGUAUUGAAAAACUAUCAAAUUAUUAAAGAUGUGUUUAGACUUCAGUUAAAUUCAGGUCUGUAUCCUUCAAGCUAUGACAAACAUGAUAUACCAUUUUUAUUUUCUAUGAUUGAAAUCCGCACUCCAUGCAAAAAUUACAUGUAAUUUUUGCAAUUUUAUUAACAACUGAAUACUUCUUUUGUGAUUUUUAAUUACAUGUUUUGAUAUUAAAAAUUUUCAAAGGUCCAGUAUUUUAUUGCAAAUUGUCUGUACUAUAUUCAACUUGGCCAUGAAAUAAAACAUGCAUACAAUUCAGUAUUAUUGUUUGUAAGAUAGUUGAAUUAAAAGUUUGAAAUACUUCAUUAUAUUUUUUGUUCAAUGCUACAUUUGCAACAAAAAAAUAACUGUCCUAUCAGUGUUGAAAAUAAAAAAGUUGGAGUCCUACCAGUAUGUAAGUCAAAAUAAAUGUGUGUCCUAUUGCAUUUUGCACCGGUCCCCCCCCCCCCCCCCCCCCCAAUAAAUAUUGACCGCUCCCUUAAACAAUAUACAAUCAUGAAUAAAUCAAUGCUUUAUUGUUUGCAAUGAAGUUUGCGAAUGAGAUUCCGAAAAGGAAGUAAUAUAUUAUAAGACGCAUAUACAUAAAAAUUGCAUAGUUAAUUAGUCGGUAUGAAACCUAAUGGAGUUUUAGUGUAUUUUAUAUAUCAGUGAAGAUGUUUAUAGUCAUCAAAAGGGAAAAGUAAAGAAAAGAAAAAUUACGAAACAUAUGUAUCUUGUUCGUUUGUAAUCAAGUUUUUAUGUCACCAUCAAACAAACAACCUUUGUAAUAAUUCCUUUAAAUGUUUGUGCUAAAUCGGAAACCUAUAUUAUACGUAUAAAAUAAUUCUACUGUUUAUCAACUACAAUUACAUUUUAAUUUGUGACUCAUUUUACACACAACCAUACACUUUUCCUGUACCUGCUGCUUGACACGGACUUCCAUUUGAAUUAUUGAUUUUUCAUAGUUGAUGUUUAUUUUUUCUUUAAAAAAUGGUUUUGAAUGGUGAAAAAUUAAACGAUAGGAGUUAGUCGGUUGAUUGAUUUUAACGUCACGUUCGAGAAUCUUUCACUCAUAUGGAGACGUCACCGUUGCCGGUGAAGGGCUGCAAAAUUUCGGCCUAUGUUCGGUGCUUGAAGCAGCGAGGAAUCUUUAUCGUGUCACCUCUGUUGUGACACGGAACCUCGGAUUUUGUGGUACCAUCUGAAGGACCGCCCCAUUUAGUCGCUUCUUACGACAAGCAAAGAGUACCGAGGAUCUAUUCUAACCAGGAUCCCCACGGGACAGGAGUUUAUAGUCUGAGAGACAGACAUAGACACAUACAGAUGAAAUGAUUAAGCUAUGUUUAUUUUAAAUGUGCGAGACCUCCAAUAUCCGUCAGUUAUAGAGAUUGUAAUGGGUGAAAAAAAAAUCUCGUACGGAAAUGAUUCAUUGCUACUACUACGAAAAUUUAAGCACGACUGAAAUACUACUUGAUCACAUUUUUCGCAGUAAAACCAUAUUUGACGUCAUUCACGCAUUGGAAAGGCCAAGACUGUUAUUCAAACCUCAAAUGUUCAACGCAACCCGCGUCUUUAUCAAGAUACAUAUAUUACAUACACAAAUAUCACACACCAUGAGAAAACGACUAGUAUUAAUGAUCUACAUUGUUAACAAGAAUGAAGCACUGAUGAUUUUUCUCAAUUCAGUACAUCGACAAAUAAAAUAUAAAUUAAAAGUAAAAGCAUGAAAACGACAGAUAAUGAUGGUCAUUAGAAAUAAUCUAUCAUGAAACUAAAAUAUAUUGAGCAUCUUAGAAAUAUGAUACUUGAUAAACAAGAUUGUUGUAUCUUGCUUAACGUCUCUCUCGAGAAUAUUUCACUCAUAUGGAGACGUCACCAAGACCGGUGAAGGGCUUCAAAUUAAGGCCUUUGCUCGGCGCUUACGGCCUUUGAGCAGUGGCGGUUCUUUACUGCGACACGGGUCAUCCGUUUUUAAGAUCAUCGACGAGGACCCGUAACAUUCACACCUGAUGCCGAUCGUUUGGCGAUGGAACUGUCACUACCUGUUUUAACACCUUAAGUUUGUCACGGCCGGGAUUCGUACCCCAGCCUUCCGCAUGCGGGGCGAACCCUCUAACCACUAGGUCACCGCGGCGGUUGAUAAACAAGAAAUCCUUGCAAUAGUACUGGACAAAAUGCUCAGAUGAAGAUUGGCCUACCUUUUGCUCUACACUGCCAUUUUAACAGUUCAUAAAACCCUUUGCAAGAACCAUGUAUUUAACGAUAAUUUAUAUUUCAUAGUAAUAUUGAUGAAAGGUGAAGAUAACGAACAGUAAUCAAUCUCAUAAUUCCUAUAAGCAAUACAAAAUAGAUAGUUAGGCAAACACGGACCCCUGGACACACCAAAGGUGGGAUCAGGUGUCUAGGAGGAGUAAGUAUCCUCUGUCGACCGGUCACACCGCCGUGAGCUUAUAUCCUGAUAAGGUAAACGGAAUUAUCCGUAGUCAAAGUCAGUGUGCCAAGAACGGCCUAACAAUCGGUAUGAAACAUGUCAGACAGCAUUUUGACCCAAUGAUAGGUUGUAUUGACAAACUAGAUCGUUAUAACGACCACAAAAUUUGCGAAAUGGUGACUUCAAUCGAGACUGUUGAAACCCCUGUACCAUCAACUUGUCAGUAGCUUGCCUCGAUUUAAAAACUGACUGUACGCAGAACAAGCUCUUGCGUAUCGAAUCAGUUGAGAGAUAAAAUUUAGAAAUUCAUUUCAAAAUUAAGGAUUAUCUCCCUCAUGCAUAGCUCUUAUCCUUGGACGAAUUUGGCUCCACUUGUUUGGCACGCUGUUUUUGGCUAUAUUUAGAUCUAAAACUUCAUAGUUAUUUCGGAUUUCAAACAUUUCGGUUGAGCAUCACUGAAGAGACAUUAUUUGUCGAAAUGCGCAUCUGGUGCAUCAAAAUUGGUACCGUAUAAGUUUUACAUAAGCACCAUAUGCAGGUGAUGAUGGAAUUUUGCUACACAAAUAUGGGAACUUGACGAUGGAGAAGCUGAAAUCAUUCCGUUUGUCAUACAGUUGAGUUGUCAGUUUGCUGUUAAUGUCUACCUUCAAUAAAAUAUCUAAGUAUGAAGCAGAAAUGGACGUCUCUGUGGUGUCCAUGUUUGGCUACUGUGAUAAUACAAUGUAUAGAUCGAUUUAUUCUAGAUACGCUGCCUUCUACAUGUUGUGAAAUAAAAUACGCUGAAAAUA
Ostrea edulis (European flat oyster) is the source of this 6827-nucleotide messenger RNA. RefSeq names its product thyrotropin-releasing hormone receptor-like. Lineage: Eukaryota; Metazoa; Mollusca; Bivalvia; Ostreida; Ostreidae. Gene Ontology annotation, biological process: G protein-coupled receptor signaling pathway. The record is from RefSeq and is a predicted model, not a curated record. The coding region runs from base 369 to 1394 and encodes 341 amino acids. Gene Ontology annotation, cellular component: membrane. Gene Ontology annotation, molecular function: G protein-coupled receptor activity. The transcript has 2 exons.